Messenger RNA from Nicotiana tabacum (common tobacco), 2088 nucleotides. Its product is annotated as protein XRI1-like. The record is from RefSeq and is a predicted model, not a curated record. NCBI's taxonomy places the organism in Eukaryota, Viridiplantae, Streptophyta, Magnoliopsida, Solanales, Solanaceae. Gene Ontology annotation, biological process: female meiotic nuclear division; male meiotic nuclear division.
UACUCUCUCGCUGUAAUGGAGGAAACUUCUUCAAUUUAUAUAAGAAGACUAGCAAAAGACCAGUGUUACAUAAAUCGCAAUAAAAUAGCGCACCCACUCAAAAAACUGUACGCCAACGGGAACGGAGAUUUUUUCUUUUUUUUUCCUUUUUGUGGUUAUCUAAAUAUAGAGUACAGACCAAUUCCCUGGUCGGGCACUUUCUUCAAUAUAUCAAGUAAAACAGUUGAGCGGUUAAUGGCGAUGCCUGAUCUGCCCAUGGAUUUCGAUACGAACAGCGGCGAGAUAUGGGAUUGGCAAUGUGGGGAAACUUUUCUUGAAGACCGUGAGAACUUUGGGCUGCAGCCUCAAGCAGACGUAUCGGAAUGUUUAUGGACUGGUGUAACUGAAAACAAGGAAGAUCUUUCCUACAUGUUUGAUGAUGAAACCACUCCAGUUAAGGACUGUGGUGACUUGACUUUCAAUGUCAAGGAUGUUACAACCAAGGAAUUGGAGCAGUGCAGAGAACCUGCUAAAGUGGUAAAAAGACGCCGAAUGCUGCAAUUUGACGCUGAGAUCCUGGAUGUUUCUGGUUCAAAUGAAGAGAUUCCAUUAACUUGCUUAAAAUCAAAGGAGAGGGAUGCAUAUUUCGAAGAAGCUAUAUGCGAGGUCUCAGACUGGCUAUCUGAAUAUGCAGAUGGUGCAACAUCUUCGGCUCAUGAAGGUUUGGAUGAGUCUUCUGAAGAAUGGCUUACCGAUUGCUUUAAUGAUCCUGAGUUGCAGCUUGGUUCCGAGGAUAUGAAUACAUCUGGAGUACCUGAUGUUCAAGCUGACAUAAUAGAGGUUAUUAAUUCCUCGCCAGAACGCGAGACAACUAUGGUUAAAAGUAGUCCUGUUCGUACUUGUGGAAACAUUAUUUUCAAAGGUAGGAAUUCAUACAUGCAACCUCCCAAAAAAGGUGCAUCUUCUGUAGUGUACCCAUUCGGCUUUAUCAAACCCUGCAGUGUUCAAGGAGAUGUGACCUUAAAAGAGAUUAACAAAAAGAUACACACUCCACCACCAUCUAAGUCGAAGCAAAGCAAUCAAGAUCCACCUUCUUAUCCCACAUCAGCUUUUUCUGGGAAGCCUGUCAUUGGCAAGACAAAAAUUAACAUAGAGGGCGGAAGGGGCAGCAUUACAAUCAUGAGAACUAAAGGGUGAUCUUAAAAUGUGUUUUUGGCAUACUUUUGCUUGGGAUUGCUCCAGCAGUUUCGGGGUAUUGUUUUGGGCACUUUAGCAUAUAAGUUGAUUUGUGAAUGGAUCUUUAUUAGGGAGAACAUGGGGAGGAGACUUGCAAGUGGAGCACUCUCCCAUGAUUUUGAAAUCUCCAUGUAUAUUGGGUUAGUAGAUGGAUGACUUAUCUAUUUUGGUAAGUUAGCAAAUUCUUAAUGCUCAAAUGCUUAAAGAGGUCUUGCCUAAUCAAUUUGGCCAAUUGAUUUUUUGGAUACUUAUCCUCGGGCAACGUAAGCAUAAUCCCAAUGCAAUGUAAGUCGUCGUUACACAUGCAUCUAUGGCUAGUCUAUGGACCUUGUUAACAAUGUGACUGGUUUUUUAUUUCGUUAUUUAUCUUUUUAUGCGAAGAGGAGCUUUGACGUAGCUGGUAAAGUUGCCAUGUGACCAGGAGGUCAUCGGUUCAAGCUGUGGAAGCGUAACAUUGCGUACAAUAGACUCUUGUAGUCUGGUCUUUCCCGGACCCCGCGCAUAGUGGUAGCUUGUCAACUUGUCAAGCUGGUUUGGUUCGUUGUUAUGAGCAGCUUUGAUGCUUGAUCUUGGGUCUGAAGUAUGGGUCGACAAAGAAGGUUUGGUGGAAUAUGGAAUCCAUUUUUCAGAAAUCUAUGGCAUGUUGUAUGGGAACAAAAUCUUCUAAAACUACGGAUUCUCCCCCCUCGUAAAUUAAAAAAUCCUGUUUUGUGGACUCAAUUGUGUUUGGCCUAACACAGCUAACCUAAGAAAGAAUUUUCCAAAAAUAUAAAGCAGACAUGUUUGAACCUAUAAUUCUCUUGGAAUUUGCUUUGCUUUGGUGUAUAAUUAUUGUAAAUUGUUUAUACAAAGAUGGGGUAGUAUAAUGUGUAA